Porites evermanni is the source of this 360-nucleotide messenger RNA. NCBI's taxonomy places the organism in Eukaryota, Metazoa, Cnidaria, Anthozoa, Scleractinia, Poritidae. The record is from the annotation of a GenBank genome assembly.
AUGGAAUACCUUCUUUCUACAGUUGCGUCAUGCAGUCAUUUAAAGAAAGCCUACUCUACAGCAACAAGUGGAAAUUACGAUAUUGAUCCAGAUGGCGAGGGAGAUCUGGAGCCAUUCUCAGUGUACUGUGACAUGGCAGACAAUAAUGGAGUUGGCGUUACAGUCAUUAGUCACGACAGUGAGAGCAGAAUUUUUGUGCAUGGAUUUGAAGAUGCAGGCAGCUACUCACGUGUCAUUCACUACACUGGGGCGAAUCUGUCUCAACUGGCCAGUCUUACCACAGUCUCGUCUCAUUGCGAGCAGUUCAUCAAGUACGAGUGUUUAAAUGCAGUGAUGUACCGGUGGAGUAUAGUAAAUUAG